Messenger RNA from Castor canadensis (American beaver), 1535 nucleotides. The record is from RefSeq and is a predicted model, not a curated record. Lineage: Eukaryota; Metazoa; Chordata; Mammalia; Rodentia; Castoridae.
UGGAACGCACGGUUUCGGCCCCGGUAGCCCCUCCACAUUCACUCGUCUUCGGGCCACAGCUCGCGGUAGUGUCCCUGUUCCCACGGGCCCCGCCGUCCUGAGUUCAUCUUCGGGCGCUUGUCCGCGUCUCGCCCCUCACCUGAGCCCGAACUUCGCGCGGCCGUCGCCUAACAGCCCUGGCGGGUGUGGAGACCCCUGCGUGACCGGGGGCGGCGGGAGGGCCGCAGCGUAGGUCACCAGCCGUGUGGUUUCUCUUUCCGCAGGAAUCCUUCACACGGAGAACGAGUGUGCGUCUGUCCGCUCCUCCGGAAAUGGCCAAGGUGCUUUAUAACAGAGUACGACUGGUUUCCUAUCUCCCAGGAUUUUGCUCUUUAGUUAAAAGAGUUGUCAGUCCAAAAGCCUUUUCGACUGCAGGAUCUUCAGGUUCCGAUGAAUCUCCUGUGGCUACUUCAACUGCAGAUAUAUGCUCUCGAACAGUGUGGCCUGACGAAACUAUGGGACCAUUUGGACCUCAGGAUCAGAGAUUCCAGCUUCCUGGGAACAUUGGUUUUGAUUGUCACCUCAGUGGGACUGCUUGCCAGAAGAAAAACCAGAUUCAUAAAACUUUGCCUGAUGUUCUAGCAGAACCUUUAUCAGCUGAAAGACAUGAAUUUGUGAUGGCACAGUAUAUGAAUGAAUUUCAGGGUAAUGAAACACCUGUUGAACAAGAAAUUAACAGUGCAGAAACUUACUUUGAAAGUGCCAGAGUUGAGUGUGCAAUCCAAAUAUGUCCAGAAUUGCUACGAAGAGAUUUUGAAUCAUUAUUUCCUGAAGUGGCUAAUAGCAAACUAAUGAUUCUAACUGUAACACAGAAAACUGAGAAUGAUAUGACUGUUUGGAGUGAAGAAGUAGAACUUGAAAGAGAAAUGCUGUUAGAAAAGUUCAUUAGUGGUGCUAAGGAAAUUUGCUAUGCCCUUCGAGCUGAAGGCUAUUGGGCUGACUUUAUUGAUCCAUCAUCUGGAGUGGCAUUUUUUGGACCUUAUACAAACAGCACUCUUUUUGAAACAGAUGAACGCUACCGACAUUUGGGAUUCUCUGUUGAUGAUCUUGGAUGCUGUAAAGUGAUCCGUCAUAGUUUCUGGGGUACCCAUGUGGUUGUAGGAAGUAUCUUCACUAAUGCAACACCAGACAGCCAUAUUAUGAAAAAAUUAAGUGGAAACUAGCAAUAAUGUCAUGUUAUUUGCAAUACUACUUGUGGGUACUGGAUUGAUCUAUAUGAACACUGUCAGAGACCUCACCUUUUAAAAUAUACUUAUUUUAAGUAUUUAUUUCAGCAUUUAUGGAUUUACAACAUUGGCAAGUGACUUGGGAUUUCAAAAUCUCAAAUGUUAAUUAUUCAUAUCAUUGAAUACAUGUUAAACACAUCCACAGUCUACAGAAGAGUGUGGUAAUUAACAUGUAACCAGGGUAUGAUUUCUUAUUGUUAAUUCUCUUUAUUGCAAAAUCCUUAGUUUUAAUUAUUUUUUUCCAAAAAUAAAUCAUACAUAUGGUUAUAA